Messenger RNA from Limanda limanda (common dab), 1570 nucleotides. RefSeq names its product apolipoprotein Eb (gene apoeb). The coding region runs from base 63 to 893 and encodes 276 amino acids. Gene Ontology annotation, molecular function: lipid binding. Gene Ontology annotation, cellular component: extracellular region; intermediate-density lipoprotein particle. The record is from RefSeq and is a predicted model, not a curated record. Gene Ontology annotation, biological process: lipid transport; positive regulation of nitric-oxide synthase activity; regulation of amyloid-beta clearance. The transcript is spliced from 5 exons. NCBI's taxonomy places the organism in Eukaryota, Metazoa, Chordata, Actinopteri, Pleuronectiformes, Pleuronectidae.
CAUCAGUCUCUGCUCAGGGAGUACGAAGAACUCAACCCUUCAGGUGCAUCUGUCCAGCAACCAUGAAGUCUGUAGCUCUGAUCCUUGCCCUGGCCGUCAUCACUGGCUGCAAUGCCCGUGUUGUGCGCCAGGCUGAUGCCACCCCAAACGCAUGGGAGGACACUGUGGAGCGUUUCUGGACUGCCAUCUCUGAGCUGAACAACAACGCUGAUGGACUCGUGGACAACCUCAAGGCCUCUCAGCUCAGCAGGGAACUAGACACUCUGAUCACUGACACCAUGGCAGAGCUUUCAACCUACACAGACGAAAUCCACACCAAGCUGAGCCCCUAUACUGACAUGUCCACCGGUCAGCUGUCUCAGGACAUGCAGCUUCUGGCCACCAAACUGCAGAAGGACAUGCUUGACGCCAAGGACCGCAGCACAGACUAUCUGGGUGAGCUCAAGAGCAUGAUGGAGCAGAACUCCGACGAUGUUCGCAACCGUAUCGGCAUCUACUCCACCAAGCUGAAGAAGCGACUGAACAAGGACACCCAGGAGAUCCGCAACACCGCAGCCACCUACCUGGGCGAGCUCCAGUCCCGCGGCUCCCAGAGCCUCGACACCGUGAAGGAACACGUCCAGCCAUACAUGCAGCAGGCCGGCGACACCGCCAGCAAGAGGCUGACCGACAUGUCCACCUUGCUGCAGAGCCAGGGUGAAGUUCUGGGCGUUCAACUGCAGUCCCAGGCUGAGGAGCUCAAGACCCAGCUGGAGGCCACCGCUGAGCAGCUGCGCACCUCCCUGGAGGGCAAGAUCGAUGAGCUGUCCGAGCUGAUCGCCCCCUACGCCGCCAAGAUCCGCGAACACGUUGAUACCAUCAUGGAUAAGGUCAAGGAGACUACCUCUGCUUAAAGAAAGACUCUUUAGGGUUCUUUUUUUUAAGGGUUAUAGAUGGUUUAUGUUAGUAGAAGGAGAAAUGAGUAAAACACAGAUAGGGGUCAGUUGAAAGCGGUGAUAGUGUUGAUCUCUUCAUUUUGGGUCUGGUGUUCAGGAGUUAGGAGGUUGACGAGAGGAAGGAGGGAGGAUGAGGAUUUUCUUGCUCCUCACCCUAACUUCUCCUAUCAACCCCCUUUCUCCACGAACACAAGCACCACAGUAAAUAGCAGCCUGUCAUGCACAAACAGACGAAUAUUUGUAAUAUGCUUUGCUUUUUCUACUUUGAAUUAACUCCCCCCCCCUGAAAUUUUACAAUUUAUUUCGUUUGGUUGCAAAAAAAUAACUGCAGAGUUUGAGCCUCACGGGCAGGAAACUCAAACCAAAAUAAAUGCACUAAAAUGUCAUAGUGAAAGGAAUCUGGGAACAGGCAGUCAUGUGUAAUUAUUCUGGAGCUGAGACUGAACCACUAAAGUGCCCCUUUGUCCGGGCUGUUGUAUUGUUGUCGCUCACACUGAGUUUGAGUGUAAUGCUACCAGUCUGUUUCUUCAGUGUCCCCAAUGUUUCACAUGUCCUCAAAGCUGCUCACUAACUGCACACGUCCUGUGGCUGGACUGUGCUGAACAGUGCUGAGUGAAUAAAGAACCUGGAAAGCA